AUGCCUUUCAACUCUUGUAUAAACAAUGUCGCAAAAGUAUUGGAAUUAUCCAAGCAAGCAUUUCGUGAUAAGAUUCUUGGGAAAGCCCUUGAUCAAGUUAAUGAUCAAACAGAAGCUCUGGAGCUGCUUCACAUACAAGAGGCUGAACGCAUUGUAAUUUCUCUAUGUCAACAAGAUCAUCUGGACAUCAGUACUGUUCUAACUGAAGAGUGCAAGUUUUUGUUCAGAUUUACUUACACAGAGAGAAAUUCUUCCACUGUGCUGUCUGUUUCUGCCACAGAGGCACUAGCAAUUCUGCUUCGCAAAAUGUCUUUUCCCUGUCGAUUGUUAGAUUUGUCUUUGCUUUUUGGCAGGAACUCAACUGAUGUAAGUCAUAUAUCAAACCAUGUUGUGCAUCUACUGCAUCUCAAGUUUGGUAGAGCCAUGAUAUAUGACUAUCAUCAAUUUCGCCCAGAAAAUUUGAUGAAAUUUAGCAAUGCAAUCAGAGCCCUAGGCAUACCAGUCAAGCAUUGUGUUGGGUUCCUUGAUGGCACCUUUAAGAAGACUGCUAGGCCAACCAAGGACCAAAAGACUAAAGCGCAUAGUCUUAAUUAUCAAGCUGUAGUUACUCCGGGUAGAAUAACUUCAUCCUUUUACAACCCAGUAGCUGGAAGAUGUCAUGAUAUGACUGUAUUUCACAAAAGUGAUAUUGAAAUGCAUAUGCGUAAAGCAUUUGAUUUCAGGAGUAUUGGUGAAUCCUGUUACCACCUUUAUGCUGACAGAGGAUAUGCAUCUUCUGAAUUCGUGAUGUGUUCAUUUGCAGAGAACUCUCCGGAGUAUAUUGUCAACCAAGAUAUGUCAAGUUCUUGUGUUGUAGUAGAGAAUGAGUUUGCACAUGUAAGAAACUUGUUUGCUUAUGUAAAUUAUACACAAACACAAAGAAUUCUUCAGGGCAAUGUAAGCUCUUAUUACAUUGUGGCAAUGCUCUUCAAAAACUUGCAUGUUUGCUACAACCGUGGAAAUCAAACAACCAUGCGGUUUAAAGUCUCUUCUCCAACACCAAUGGAGUAUAUUACAGACCUCUUAAAUCACUAA
Molecule: messenger RNA, 1074 nt
Organism: Phycomyces blakesleeanus NRRL 1555(-)
Lineage: Eukaryota; Fungi; Mucoromycota; Mucoromycetes; Mucorales; Phycomycetaceae
Exons: 5
Coding region: 1-1074 (357 amino acids)
Source: RefSeq, a predicted model, not a curated record